AUGUCUCAAAAAGUGUUAACAUUGAAGGAAAAAGUGGAUGUGAUAAAAUAUUAUAAGAGUGAAAAAUGUGGAGUUCACAAACUAGCUGAACAAUUUUAUAUUGAGAAGACACAAGCAGCUGAAACAGUGAAAAAUAAAGACAAAAUUAUUGAAAUGUGGUUUGACAAUCGGAACGAAAAACAAUGUGGAAAAACUUCUUUGAAUGGUGCUGGUAUCUUUGUGGAUAGUGUAGUUUUCGAAUCGUUUUGCAUAGUACGAGCUCAUAAUGUUCCAGGGUCGAGUCCACUGAUUCAAAAUAAAGCCUUGGAAGUAGCAAAAGAAGUAGGAGCUUCUGAUUUUAAAGCUUCUAAUGGCUGGUUGGAAAAAUUUCGUGUGAGACAUAAAAUUUCCUACAAAACCGUUUGCGCAGAAUCAGCUGCUGUGAAUGUGGAUACAGUUGACGGAUGGAUAAAAAAGUUGCCAAGUGAAACGUGUUCUGGUACUAAAAGUUCAAAAGAGAGAUUGACAGUUUUAUUAUGUGCAUAUGUGCAUGGUGAAAAAGAAAAGCCUCUUGUCAUCGACAAAGCUGCUAAACCUAGAUUCUUCAAAGGACUUGGCGUAAAAAACUUUCCUGUUCACUGUAAGCAUAACAAGAAGUCUUGGCUGACUCGAGAAAUAAUGGAAUGGCUGAUGGAUCUCGACAGAAAAAUGAAGCGGCAGAAAAGAAAAAUCCUACUUUUGUUCGACAAUGCCACGUCACAUCAUGAAAUUAAAUUAGAUUUUGUAAAAGCAGUGCUUUUUCCAAUAACUGAAGAAGAAUCAACAGAAACCCAGACAACUGCUGAUGAUGAUGGUCUCCUUGCUAAUUUGCUUCAAACUGCUGGCGGUGCUGCUGUUUCCGCAGAUGACUAUGUAAACGUUGACACCGAUUAA
Belonocnema kinseyi is the source of this 912-nucleotide messenger RNA. RefSeq names its product tigger transposable element-derived protein 4-like. Bases 1 to 912 code for a protein of 303 amino acids. The transcript is spliced from 2 exons. Gene Ontology annotation, cellular component: nucleus. Lineage: Eukaryota; Metazoa; Arthropoda; Insecta; Hymenoptera; Cynipidae. The record is from RefSeq and is a predicted model, not a curated record. Gene Ontology annotation, molecular function: DNA binding.